Trifolium pratense (red clover) is the source of this 1576-nucleotide messenger RNA. Its product is annotated as transcription initiation factor TFIID subunit 8. The transcript is spliced from 2 exons. Bases 371 to 1315 code for a protein of 314 amino acids. Gene Ontology annotation, cellular component: transcription factor TFIID complex. Gene Ontology annotation, molecular function: protein heterodimerization activity. NCBI's taxonomy places the organism in Eukaryota, Viridiplantae, Streptophyta, Magnoliopsida, Fabales, Fabaceae. The record is from RefSeq and is a predicted model, not a curated record.
UGAAGGUACACACAAGUCUUUACUUUACGGUUUCUAAGUUUCGAUACAUACAAGUCCGCCGUGGUACUUCCUAUUUAUUUCACUCACCCUCAUCCUUCCGCCAUUCAACGCGACGUGGCGUUUAGGGUCUGCUUGAAACGACGACGUUUGUUCCUUCUUGUAUGUUCCUCUGAAAUCACAAACGGAGUUUUGUUAUUAAAGAAAACCCCUACGAUUGCUCCCUCAAUUUCUUGUUUGUUCUACCAAUUGCUGAAACCAGGAAAGGAGCUGAUAUGCAUCUUUGCUUACACAUUACAGACAAAUCCUGACUUAGGGUAUUUUCAUAGUGUUCUGAGUUAUAUCUUCCUUCUUCUUGCCUUUCAUUCUGCUCAUGAACCCUAUGCAAGAGAUAAGCACAACAAAAGCCACAUCAAAGCUACAACGAAGGGCAAAAGGCAAAAAGAAGAGGGGUCUAAAUGAUGUUCAAGUAGCAGAAACACCAUCAGAAUUCUCAUUUGCUAUAGCCAAAACUGCAGUUUCUCAGAUUUGCCAGUCAGUUGGCUACAGAAGAUCCAAAUAUGAUGCUCUUGAAGCCUUAACUAGUGUUACUACCAAAUAUCUCGAAGCCAUUGCAAGAUCAGCUGCCUCUUUUGCUAAUGCAUCCAAUCGUACGGACUCCAAUCUCUUUGAUCUCAUCAACAGCAUUCAUGAUCUGUCUUCAGUUCGAGGAUUUCCUGGUGGUUCAAAAAUGCACACAAGUAACCUGCUGAGGUCUGCACCUCUAAAAGACAUUGUGGAUUUUGUCAAAUUUUCCAAAGAAGUGCCAUUUUCCAAACCAAUUCUAUCAAAAAAUACUCAUGGAAGUCAAAAUCCAGAAAUAACCAUUGAUUCUUGCCCAUCAAUAGAUUGCUCUAAGAAUGCUAAAAUACAAUGUUUGCAUAUACCAAGAUGGCUCCCAGAUUUUCCUAGCGAAAGCUUAUACAAAAAACGGGUUUUGGUUAAUGAGAGGAAAUGUGGUGAGAAAUUGUGGGAACAUUCACUUGCCAUGGAAGAUUGCAGAGGUAACACGGAGGCAAACAGCGGCAUGUUAAAGAGCAACAAUGACAUUAAUGAAAAAGAAGAGAAAGACACCAGGAUGGAAUUGGCAAAGGGAAGAGAAAGGGUGAAAUUUAAAUUUGGAAAGGAGGAAGAGAAGCAAAUUGGGUUGGGUAUGAAUAUGAUGAAUGGGGUAUGUAAAGGAAGGAAAAGAGUGUCUUGGAGUCAUUACAAAAUCAAUGACUGUAUGGAUAAUGAAAAUGAAGAUGAAAGGAAUGCAUUAAAGAGUGAGAUGAGAUAGCAUAUGAUUGUUAUGGAAAUUAUUUUGGAGACUAUUCUUCAUGGAUUAGCAUUUUUCAGGACUGGCCCUACCUACUCUAAAGCUACUUACUACAGUUUUUUUUAUAGUAUAAUAUUUUUUAAUAUAUACUUAUAAUCCGCAUUUAUGUGCUGAAUUGUUAACAGUGGUUCAGCGGAUUGCAACUUUAUCGAUGUGUAUGAGGUCCAAGGAUUGAAUCUGGCGUGAGGCAAUUAUUUUCAAUUUCAACUCCAUUUUGUGUCA